This is a messenger RNA of Pteropus alecto (black flying fox), 559 nucleotides long. Its product is annotated as selection and upkeep of intraepithelial T-cells protein 1-like. Bases 17 to 559 code for a protein of 180 amino acids. The record is from RefSeq and is a predicted model, not a curated record. Lineage: Eukaryota; Metazoa; Chordata; Mammalia; Chiroptera; Pteropodidae. Gene Ontology annotation, cellular component: external side of plasma membrane. Gene Ontology annotation, biological process: T cell receptor signaling pathway; regulation of cytokine production. Gene Ontology annotation, molecular function: signaling receptor binding. The transcript has 2 exons.
ACAGAGUGCAGAACACAUGAAUGUCGGCUGGUAUCGUGAUCACUACUCCCAACCAAUUUAUGUGCACAAGGAAGGGGGAAAACUCUCUGGAAAAAGCCCUCAGAACUAUACGAAUCGCACAGUGUUCCUGAAUAACAACCUGAGAGAAGGCAAAAUGACUCUCAGAAUCCGCAAUAUCAAUGUUUUUGAUGAGGGGCAGUACCGCUGUUUCUUUAAAGAUGGUGACAUCUAUGAAGAGGCCAUCGUGGAUCUGAAGGUGGCAGCUCUUGGCUUGGAUAUACAGAUUAAUGUUCAGGUUUUUAAUACAAAAGAGAUCAUGGUGGAGUGUAACUCACAAGGGUGGUUCCCACAAGCCCAGAUGAAGUGGAGAGACAGCAGAGGGAAUGUAAUUCCACCCUUAUCAAAAAUCUUCUCUCAGGAUGAAGCUGGAUUAUUGCACCUAAAGACGAGCGUUCUCCUCAAAAACAACACCCACGGUCCUGUCACUUGUGGCUUUUAUAAUCCAGUUACUGGUCAAGAGAAAAGGGCAGGUAUUGUCCUACCAGGUGAGUGCUCGUGA